Messenger RNA from Meloidogyne enterolobii, 773 nucleotides. The record is from the annotation of a GenBank genome assembly. NCBI's taxonomy places the organism in Eukaryota, Metazoa, Nematoda, Chromadorea, Rhabditida, Meloidogynidae.
GAUGACAGAACCAGUUCCAUCAUCUAGCAAACUGGGAAAGAAACCAAAAUGGUAUUUCGCGGACGAUGAGCUUGCGAGGCUUCCAUCUAGAAUGUCAAUGGAUUCGGCUGCUGAACUCAAAUAUAGAAGAGAGGCUGCAGAGUUCAUUCAGGAGAUGGCUGAGCGGUUGAACCACAACAUUCCGCAACACAGAGGACAAAUCAAUCAGAAUUGCAUCUGCAUUGCAAUGAUCCACAUGCACAGAUUCUUCACCGUUCAUGCAUUUGCCUUCUUCAAUAUGUACAAAGAGGUUGCCGCAGCGUGUCUCUUUUUGGCCAGCAAAAGCGAAGAAUGCCCCAGGAAGCUUGAGCACGUGGUGGAAGUUUGGUUCAGGUUGAAGUUCAGGAAAGCAGAAGUGCAGCCGCCAUUUAACGAAGCAGUCAGUUAUUUGAUGAAAAAAAAAUUUGGCUUACACACUUCAUUUGUUCUAUGCGAGGAACAAAAUUUUUUUAGGCGAGAAAGAACGGCGCGCAACUACUAGUCUACCUGGAAGGCAUUCUGUUGCAGACGAUUGGUUUGUAAAUUUCUUUAAAUGAUCAAAGAUGGAUUGGGUUUUAAACGAUAGGGAAACUCCUGACUUUGUCCCUUGUCUUGGUUUUCUUUAGUUGCCCAGACAGACUUGUUCAGUGUAUUUAUGACUUCGAGGUCUGGAUUGAUUUCCAAUCCAUUAACUUGGGUCUAGUCCUUGUCUUUGGACAAUAAGAGAAAUUUAGGCACCUGUGCAUAACUAACUU